Messenger RNA from Spinacia oleracea (spinach), 876 nucleotides. RefSeq names its product 22.0 kDa class IV heat shock protein-like. The transcript has a single exon. The record is from RefSeq and is a predicted model, not a curated record. The coding region runs from base 109 to 732 and encodes 207 amino acids. NCBI's taxonomy places the organism in Eukaryota, Viridiplantae, Streptophyta, Magnoliopsida, Caryophyllales, Amaranthaceae.
UAUAAAAUCCAUUACAAUGCAAACAUAGCAAUUACAAAACCACAAUAUCACCAUUUUCUUUGUGAAAAAAAUUUCCGUCAAAACAAACAGAUCCUAUAAUUUAUAAAAAUGCGUACACUAGUACACUUAGUGUUAUCUCUUGUUAUAGUCCUCAUGUUAUAUCCAAUUCUGGGGUCGGGAUCCAUUCUCCCAUGGAUAGACCGACCCCCUAGUCUAUUAUCCGAAUUAUGGCCGGAAAGGGUACCAGACCCUUUCCGGAUCCUCGAGGAAAUCCCCUUCUCGACCCUCGAUAGGGACUUAGAUCCUAUCAUGUCGACCCCUGCGAGGGUCGACUGGAAGGAAACCCCGGAAGGCCAUGUUAUAAGCAUGGACGUUCCGGGGUUAAGUAAAGAAGAGGUGAAGAUAGAGGUGGAGGAGAAUCGGGUGUUGCGAGUGAGCGGAGAAAGGAAGAGGGAGGAAGAGAAGAAAGGCGAUCAUUGGCAUCGUACUGAACGGCGGUACGGUAAGUUUUGGCGAAAGUUCCGGUUGCCGGAAAAUGUUGACGUGGAAAGUGUAAAGGCUAAGCUUGAGAAUGGUGUGUUGAGUAUAAAUUUGGCCAAGUUGUCGCCUGAGAAAGUUAAAGGUCCUAGGACGGUUAGUGUUGAAGGCGGCGACGGUGGCGGUGACGGUGACGGCAGCAGUGUGACGGCUGAAGUUGGUUCUCAUGAAAAGAAGAAAGAGGAGCUGAAAUAAUGUGUUAUGAAAUAUGAGAGUAUUAAUGCAUGUUGUUUGUAUGAACUAAUGUUUACAAAAUUUAGAACUUUGUAAUGGGUUGCCUAUGUAAUUCUAUGUGUUUAUCAAUAAUAAAAAUGUUUUAUGGUUUGUGAAUUAAUAUAA